AUGGAGAAUAAAAACAAUGUAACUGAAUUCAUUCUGCUAGGCCUUACACAAAGCCCAGAACUGCGAAAAAUUUUCUUUGUAAUUUUUUUAAUCAUAUAUAUUAUCACAAUUAUAGGAAACAUGCUCAUUGUCAUAACCUUGACUGCAAGCCAGACUUUGAGAUCACCCAUGUACUUUUUUCUAACCUGCUUAUCCAUUGUGGAUGCUACCUACUCUUCAGUUGUUGCUCCUAAAAUGGUUGUGGAUUUACUCUAUGAGAAGACAAUCAUCUCCCUGGAAGGCUGUCUGACUCAACUCUUUGCAGAUCAUUUUUGUGGUGGUGUUGAAAUCAUCCUUCUGGUUGUCAUGGCUUAUGAUCGCUAUGUAGCCAUCUGCAAACCCCUGCACUACAUGACCAUCAUGAAUCCUCGUGUUUGCCACCUGCUGGUGGCAGCAUCUUGGAUAGGGGGCUCCAUACAUGCCACCAUACAACUCCUCUUCAUGGUCCACCUUCCCUUUUGUGGCCCUAAUAUUGUUGAUCACUUUGUGUGUGAUUUGUUCCCAUUACUGAAACUGGCCUGCGUGGACACACAAGUUCUUGGCCUUUUCGUUAUUGCUAAUAGUGGAGUAAUGUGCUUGUCAAUCUUUGUCAUACUAAUUGCCUCCUAUGUUGUGAUCCUCUCUUCCUUGAAGGUUGGUAGUUCAGAAGGAAGGAGAAAGGCCCUUUCUACCUGCAGCUCUCACUUCACAGUGGUGGUCUUGUUUUUUGUCCCUUGUAUAUUCUUAUAUGUUAGGCCAGUAGCCACUUUUCCCAUAGAUAAAGCUGUGGCUGUAUGUGUUACUUUGGUUACUCCUAUGUUAAACCCCUUGAUCUACACCCUUAGGAAUACAGAGGUUAAAAAUGCCAUGAAGAAACUGUGGAUGAAAUGAAUGCCUUUGACCUUUCAGGAAAAGGCAGCUUACCAAAUGAAAAUCAUUCAAAUGCAGCCGAAAGAUGCAAGUGUUUUGAUGGAAUAAUAUUUUAAUCAGUGCACAUAUUCUGUUCACUAGCAAAGAUCAUAAAUCUUUCAUAAAUUUCUAUCCUGACUUUACCCAGGCUAUGUUUUCUUUUUUGCAUAAAUCUUUGAGUGAGGUUAUGUAUGACAUGUUAAGGAUAUGACAAAAGUAAAAUUAACUGAGGCAUGUAGAAUAUUCCAUAUCCAUAGUCUUCCAUCUAUUAUCAUGAUGAUAGUUAAUGUACUCACAGCCCAUUAAGGUUUGCAAAAUGCUUUAGAUACAGUUUCUCUAACCACUUUAUUAACAUUAGCUCAUUUUGCCCUCAAAUAUGCCUCAGAGUUAAGUGCUCUUAUGAUCCUUCUUUUACAGUCAAGGAAAUUUAGGCAGGCAAAGUAUAUAGCUGAUUCCCCCAGGGUUCCACAGAUAGGCAUUGCCUUAUAAAAAUAAAUUAAAAUGGUAUUAUGCUGAUUUAAAUCUAACGUUCUAUCUUUUGUACCACCCACCUCCCUACAGCUAUGUUUCUGAAGAGAAGGGAGAAAGAUGCCUUUCUGCAGGAUCUUUCUGUAAUUAGAGUCAGG
Messenger RNA from Trichosurus vulpecula (common brushtail), 1553 nucleotides. RefSeq names its product olfactory receptor 4C6-like. The record is from RefSeq and is a predicted model, not a curated record. Gene Ontology annotation, biological process: G protein-coupled receptor signaling pathway. The transcript has a single exon. Gene Ontology annotation, cellular component: membrane. The coding region runs from base 1 to 909 and encodes 302 amino acids. Gene Ontology annotation, molecular function: olfactory receptor activity; G protein-coupled receptor activity. NCBI's taxonomy places the organism in Eukaryota, Metazoa, Chordata, Mammalia, Diprotodontia, Phalangeridae.